AUGGAGAACUACCAAAAGUUGGAGAAGGUGGGAGAAGGAACGUACGGAGUCGUAUACAAGGCGCGCGAUCUCACAACCAAAGACCAACGUAUCGUCGCGCUCAAGAAGAUCCGGCUCGAAGCCGAAGAUGAAGGCGUGCCCUCGACGGCCAUCCGCGAGAUCUCGCUCCUCAAGGAAAUGAACGACCCCAACAUUGUGCGUCUGCUCAACAUUGUCCACGCAGACGGCCACAAACUCUACCUCGUCUUUGAGUUUCUCGACCUCGAUCUGAAGAAGUACAUGGAGGCGCUGCCGGUCAGCCAGGGUGGACGCGGCAAGGCGCUGCCAGAGGGCUCGGGACUGGCGGGACAGACCUUGGUCAUGGAUGACAAGAUGGUCAAGAAGUUCAUGAUGCAGUUGUGUCAGGGCGUCAAGUACUGUCAUUCGCACCGGGUUCUGCACCGUGACUUGAAGCCGCAGAACCUGUUGAUUGACGACAAGUGCAAUCUUAAGCUGGCAGAUUUUGGUCUGGCGAGGGCGUUUGGGGUACCGCUGCGGACAUAUACACAUGAGGUCGUCACACUGUGGUACCGGUCGCCAGAGAUUCUACUUGGUGGCCGACAAUAUUCUACGGGCGUCGACAUGUGGUCUGUUGGCUGCAUCUUCGCCGAGAUGUGCACGCGCAAGCCUCUGUUCCCUGGUGACUCUGAAAUCGACGAGAUCUUCAAGAUCUUCCGCAUCCUCGGCACACCCAGCGAACAAGACUGGCCCGGCGUCACCUCGUUUCCCGACUUCAAGCCCUCGUUCCCCAAGUGGGGCCGGACGGACAUUGCCAACAUUGUCACCAGUCUGGACGAGGUUGGUCUUGAUCUGCUCGACGCACUCCUCGUAUACGACCCCGCUGGCCGCAUUUCAGCCAAGCAGACGAGAAUCCCGGGCGGAUGCUACGACUGUUAUGAGAGUCUGAGGGACAUGAUGACGCAAUGGACAUGUGGUGAGGCCCUACCAGGAACGCGUCGUCCAAGCCCAAGGGGAAAGGUCUCGCAUGUAGACGACGUGUUCCCUGACACCUUCAGCCUUGCCAUGACUUCGUCUUCCUCGUCCUCUCCAAAACUGUUGCCUCCUUCCACUGGUCCCCGACUCAUCGUUUACCAUCAGACCUUCCAUGAUCCAGACGGCACAUACCACUCACUGCUGCCCCUGAUCACCAACAACACCGGCAUCACCCAUGUCAUAGUCGCAGCCAUACACCUCAACGAUGGCCCGGGCAACAUUACAUUAAACGACCACAAGCCCGAUGACAAGAGAUUUGACCAGCUAUGGGGAGAAGUCACCUGGUUACAGGGCAGUGGCGUCAAGGUGCUCGGCAUGCUGGGAGGUGCCGCAAAGGGCAGUUUUGAGAAACUCGGCGGAGACGACGAAUCUGCAUCAUACUACACCCCCCUCGCCGCCCUCAUACGCCGCUACGCCCUCUGCGGCCUCGACCUCGACAUUGAAGAAGCCGUCCCGCUCUCCACACCCACCCGCCUCAUCUCCCGCCUCCGCACCGACUUUGGCCCCAACUUCCUCAUCACCCUCGCCCCCGUCGCCACCGCCCUCCUCCCAGACCCAAACAUCCCGCCACACCUCCGGCCCCCGCGCCCCAUGCUCGCCAGCGGCCCAAGCCCCAACCCCCUCCACCCAACCCUCCCCCACCUCAGCGGCUUCAGCUACCCAGAACUCGAAUGCAGCGUACACGGCAGGGAAAUCGCAUGGUACAACACGCAAUUCUACUGUGGCUGGGGCGACGCCGGCACGACGGCCUGGUACGACGCCAUCAUCGCCGCCGGCUGGACUCCCUCACGCAUCGUCCUCGGCGUGGUCACGAACCCGGCCAACGGGGCAGGCCACGUCAAAAUUGCACGCCUGCGCGACACGUGUGCACAGUUGCGCGGGAAAUACGAGGGCGUGCGUGGUGGCUUCGGCGGCGUCAUGGGCUGGGAAUAUUUCAACGGCGGGGAUUGCGACGACGACAUCCUACACGUCGCCUCCCUCGAGCUCGGCACCGAGUCGACGCAGACGGGCUGGGUGGCUGCGCUCGGCCGUGUCUUGCGCUCGGAAAUCGUGCCCUCGGUGGCAGAUCAGGCCAGUCUGCAGAAAGCUAGACUCCAAGUCACGCCCGAUCAGAUUCGCGCCAUGGUGACCAGUCUCCCCGCUGCCCGCGCGCCCUGGCCAGACGAGCAGGUGGCGCAGUUGGUGGUGUUGGGGUUUGAGCGGCACGAGGCGGUUGCGGCGUUGAAUGCGACGGGCGGCGAUGUCGAGAUGGCCGCGGGCUUUUUGUUUGAGCAGUAUCCGGGGUGA
Molecule: messenger RNA, 2319 nt
Organism: Plenodomus lingam JN3
Lineage: Eukaryota; Fungi; Ascomycota; Dothideomycetes; Pleosporales; Leptosphaeriaceae
Biological process (GO): signal transduction; regulation of gene expression; G1/S transition of mitotic cell cycle
Cellular component (GO): nucleus; cyclin-dependent protein kinase holoenzyme complex; cytoplasm
Molecular function (GO): cyclin-dependent protein serine/threonine kinase activity; cyclin binding; ATP binding
Source: RefSeq, a predicted model, not a curated record